Messenger RNA from Mytilus californianus (California mussel), 2300 nucleotides. RefSeq names its product mitochondrial ribosome-associated GTPase 2-like. The transcript has 7 exons. Gene Ontology annotation, cellular component: mitochondrion. Lineage: Eukaryota; Metazoa; Mollusca; Bivalvia; Mytilida; Mytilidae. The coding region runs from base 135 to 1280 and encodes 381 amino acids. The record is from RefSeq and is a predicted model, not a curated record. Gene Ontology annotation, molecular function: GTPase activity; GTP binding; magnesium ion binding.
CUCAGUUAAAGUGUUCAUUUCAUGAUUGUUGUACAACUUGUACCUGUUCUACCAGACAGCAUUGUUAAUGCUCAGAGUUGUUAAUGAAACAUGAUCUGGAGCUCUCAGUGCUGACAAUUUAAGAUAAGCAGAAAAUGGCAAAUGCAGGAUAUUUGUUGACAUACAGCAAAAUUGCUAUGUAUUUUAAAAGAGAUAUGGCACGGCUUAUGUCAACUGCUCAACCACUGAAACCUCACAAGGCCAAGUCUAAAAUCAACAGAAAAACAUUUUUUGUGGAUUUCAAAAAAGUGAAAGUGACAGGUGGAACAGGAGGUAAUGGAGUUAUGUGUUUCACUAGUGAAAAAAAUAAAGAAUUUUGUGGUCCUGAUGGAGGAGAUGGGGGAAAUGGAGGCCAUGUUGUUCUCAAAGCAUCCAAGGAUAUAAGGUCCCUUAACCAUCUACAAACAGUUAUAAAUGGUAACACUGGUGUCAAAGGACGGUCCAAGAAUUGCCAUGGAAAAAAUGCUGAACAUUUAUAUGUUAAGGUUCCUCAGGGUACAAUAGUCAGGAAUGAAGAAGGAAAGAUGUUGACAAGUCUUGAUGAAGAACAUGAUUACUAUAUUGCUGCAAGGGGUGGAUCUGGUGGGCGGGGCAACAGGUUUUUCUUAACAGACACAAACACAGCACCGGCAAAAGCUGAGUUGGGUGCGGAAGGAGAGAGUAGACAAUUGAUGCUUGAACUAAGGAUAAUGGCUAAUGCAGGAUUGAUUGGCUUUCCAAAUGCUGGAAAGUCCACACUUUUGAGGGCUAUUUCUAGAGCUAAACCAAAGGUUUCACCCAUUCCAUUUACUACAAUGAAUCCACAUAUUGGUAUGGUUGGUUAUGAUGAUUACAUACAAAUAGCAGUUGCAGAUAUUCCAGGUUUGAUUAAAGAUGCACACAAAAACCGUGGACUUGGAAUUUCAUUUUUGCGCCAUAUUGAAAGAUGUGCUUGUUUAUUGUAUGUUAUUGAUUUAUCAGUGAGUGAACCAUGGACACAGUUAAAUGAUCUGAAAUAUGAACUUGAUCAGUAUAAACCAGGACUAUCAGCAAGACCUCAUGCAGUAAUUGGUAAUAAGAUAGAUCUUCCAGGAGCAAAGGAUAAUUUGAGAGAAUUGACUUUAGCCAUAAAUUUGCCUGUAUUUCCAGUAUCAGCAAAACAUAGAAUAGGAAUUGAUUCGUUAUUGACACAUUUAAGAUAUAUGUAUGAUAAAUAUGGAGCGAAAGAAGACAUUGAGGAAGAUUCUACUCUGGUGACAUGAAAUUGUAAUGUGAUGUACUCCAAAUUUAUUGAUCAUAAUUUUAUAUUUUGUUAUAUAAGUUUUAAAUUAGCUUGCAAUCUUCUACUAUGCUAUUUGUCCUGAGGUAAAUUUGAAGAAUUUAAAUAUACAACUCACUUUAGCAUGACUAAUGGUAGUCAAUGGUUACUAAAGUAAUGCUUGUUACAGUAUACUAUUAACUCCUAUGUUGUAUGUGAGCUGGAAUUUCAAGGUCAAGUAGGAUAAACGGUACUGUAGUUCCAUCGGAAGAACAGAGGAGUAAUUCGGUUUAACUUAAGAAGUAAAUCGGUUUAUAUGUACAUAAGUUGACAGACUAUCAGGUCGACAAGUGUGAAAGUCGACAUGUUGAAAGGUCAACAAGUGAAAAGGUCUACAGGUCGACAGGUUGACAGGUUGACAACUUGACAGGCUGACAAGUUUAAUUUUACAAUUCAGUUUUUUAACCUUUUUAUUAAGUCUUGACUUAUAACUGUCUACCUGUUGACUUUCGACCUGUCAACCUGUUAACCAUUAUUACAGUUUUCAUUUCUCACUGUCAAAUUGUCAACCUGUGGACUUGUCGACCUGUCCACCAGUCAUCAAUAAUACACUAUUUAAAUUCUUUCAAAUUGUCAACCUGUCAACUUGUCAACCAUAACUUCAAUUUUAAUUAUAUUAAAUUUUCAACUUGUCAACCUGUCAACCUGUCGACAUGUCAACCAGUCAACCAUAAAAAUAUUUACAUUUUAACAUUGUCAACUUGUCGACUUGUCAACCUGUCAACCAUAAAAAUAUUUACAUUUUUAACACUUGUCAACCUAUCAACAUGUGAACCUGUUUACCAGUCAUUUAUUUUUUUUCAUUGUAUAAUUAGAAUACCUUUAUUGCCCAUGAAUACAUACACAUUUAAAUUUAUUAUAAAAGCCAGAACUAUAGUACUGUAUAUCCUACUUGAGCUGAAUUUCAUUGGUCAACCUCACAAAAACAGUAAACUGAACACAUCAAUAAAUCUUAUUUUGUAAA